AUGAGCUCGGGCCACGACAACGACGACGCUACGCGUCACCGCUUCUUUGCCGCGUGCGCCAAGGGCGACGUGGCCACGGUCACCGAGACCCUCGCGCUUGGCGACGUCGACGUCAACGAGGUCGACGAAGAUGGCAAUGGCGCGCUCCUGCUCGCGUGUAAAUACGGGCAGCUGGACGUCGCCCAGCUUCUCUUGCUUCAUCCGUUUCUCGAUGUGAAUGCAUUCAACGACGUGGGCUAUACGCCGCUGAUGGAAGCCGUCGAUGCGAGCCACCCCGCGCACGUGGCCGCGCUUCUCCAGCACCCGAGCAUCAACGUUGAAGCGACGGCGCCGGGCGGGUCCACGGCGCUCAUGCUCGCCUGCAUCCAAAACGAAGUCGAGAUUGUCGCGCACCUGCUCGCUGGCGCCGUCGACGCUGUCCGCUUUCUUCUCGACCAGCCGCGUCUUCGCGUCAACCAAGUCGAUGCGAACUGCAGUACGGGGUUUCUACAAGCCUGCCGGCGCGGUCAGACUGCGGUCGUCGAGGCGCUGCUAUCGCACCCUGCAACGGAUCUCAGCGCAACGACGCAGAACGGCUACUCGGGGCUAUUGCUGGCGUCGGACGGGGGGCAUACCGACGUUGUCCGGCUGCUCUUGCCACAGUCCGACAUCAACCUUGUCGAUGCGAGAGGGGUCUCGGUGCUCAUGUAUGCUGCGCAGCAAGGCCGGACCGAGAUUGUGUCAUUGCUCCUCGCCCAACCGGGGCUCGACGUCAACCGCACCGACAGCACCGGACGAUCGGCCUUUCUGCACGCUUGCGAGCAAGGCCACGACGACAUUGUCGGCCUCUUCCUCGACCAUCCGAACGUAAACGUGCACCAGCGCAGCCAUGAUGGCUGCUCGGGUGUGGUGCUUGCGUGCGGCGGCGGCUAUCUCGGCGUCGUGGAUCGCCUUGUGAGUUCUGGCGCGCUCGACGACGUCGCGGCCAAAGUCGAGGGGGAGCCGACACCGUGGCUCGCAGCGUGCAAGGGAGGCCACGACACCGUGCUUCGCUAUCUUGUUCAAGCACGGCCUACGCUCCAUGUCAACGACGUCGAUCGGGACGGCAACUCUGGCUUGGUGCUCGCGAGUGCGCACGGGUAUCCCGACACUGUCGACUUCCUCUUGGACCUGCCGCGCAUCGACGUCAACCUAGUCAACACGAUGUUGCAGUCGGCGCUCCAUGUCGCGUGUUCGCAUGGCCACGCGGCGAUCGUUGCGCUGCUUUUGCCGCUCGUGUCGCCCGAGACCCUCAACGCGCCAGACGAAGAUGGCAUGACGCCGCUGCUGCUCGCAAUUGCCGACGACCAUGCUGCUAUCGUACUGCAGCUCUUGGCCGAGCCCACGAUCGACGUCAACGCGCCUGACGGCGAGGGUCGGACGCCACUCAUGGCCGCCAGCCUCUUUGGCCAUUGCGAGAUCACGCUCGCGUUGCUGCGGCACCCGCACGUGCUUGUCAACGCCCAAGACGAGGAAGGGUCGUCAGCGCUGUACUACGCGUCGGCCCUCGGCUUUGUCGAUAUUGUGGACGCCCUUCUCGACGCGACCAAGGACAUUCAAGUCAAUGCCACGACACUGACGGGGAUGACGCCGCUCAUGGCUGCGAUGGACCGUGACCAUGACCGCGUCGUUGCGACCUUACUCAAGCACCCUGCUAUUGUCGUGCCCGAGGCCAAGCGCGACGCUGCCCACGCCCCGUAA
Messenger RNA from Saprolegnia parasitica CBS 223.65, 1719 nucleotides. RefSeq lists its product as hypothetical. The record is from RefSeq and is a predicted model, not a curated record. The transcript has 17 exons. Bases 1 to 1719 code for a protein of 572 amino acids. Gene Ontology annotation, molecular function: protein binding. NCBI's taxonomy places the organism in Eukaryota, Oomycota, Saprolegniomycetes, Saprolegniales, Saprolegniaceae.